CAUGGGUUCCCUCUCCUACGUCCUGGCGGCGGCCGUCCUGGCGUCGCUCAUCACCGGCGGCGCGUGCAUCGCCAAGGUGCCACCGGGCCCCAACAUCACCACCAACUACAACAUGAACUGGACCCCCGCCAAGGCCACCUGGUACGGCAAGGCCACCGGCUCCGGCCCCAAAGACAACGGCGGCGCGUGCGGGAUCAAGGACGUGAACCUUGCUCCCUACAACGGCAUGAUCGCCUGCGGCAACAUCCCCAUCUUCAAGGACGGCAAGGGAUGCGGCUCCUGCUACGAGGUCAAGUGCAACAAGCCGCCGCCGUGCUCCGACAAGCCCAUCACCGUCUUCAUCACCGACAAGAACUACGAGCCCAUCGCGCCGUACCACAUCGACCUGUCCGGCAAGGCCUUCGGCGCCAUGGCGACGGCCGGGAACGAGCAGACGCUCCGCUCAUUCGGGGAGCUCGAGCUGCAGUUCAGGAGGGUGCGCUGCAAGUACGCGCCUGGCACCAAGGUCACCUUCCACGUCGAGACCGGCUCGAACCCAAACUACCUGGCCAUACUCGUCAAGUUCGUCGCCGACGACGGCGACAUCGUGCAGAUGGAGAUUCAGGAGAAAUCGGCGCCCACCAAGUGGAUCCCGAUGACCUUGUCGUGGGGCGCCAUCUGGAGGUGGGACGGCGCCAAUGCGAUCAAGGCCCCCUUCUCCAUCCGCCUCACCAGCGAGUCCGGCAAGAAGCUCAUCGCCCAGGACGUCAUCCCCGCCAACUGGAAGCCCGACACCGUCUACCAGUCAAAUAUCCAGUUCUAGAUCAUGCAACUCAAUGCAUGCCUCGGAUCCAUUUAGCCCAGUUCCAAUCUUCUUGUUUAGUUUUUUUUUUUUUUUGAACCUAGACUUUUUAGUCAUUGCAUUCAUUUACACUAGCCAAAUAAACUAAAAUAUUCUGUUUAGGAUUCUAGUUUUGUACUCCAUAGGAUCCUACGAUUUGGUCUACUUUAGUUGAGUUUGAUCCAGUUCUUGCC
Hordeum vulgare subsp. vulgare (domesticated barley) is the source of this 1014-nucleotide messenger RNA. RefSeq names its product expansin-B9-like. NCBI's taxonomy places the organism in Eukaryota, Viridiplantae, Streptophyta, Magnoliopsida, Poales, Poaceae. Bases 2 to 802 code for a protein of 266 amino acids. Gene Ontology annotation, cellular component: extracellular region. The transcript has 3 exons. Gene Ontology annotation, biological process: sexual reproduction. The record is from RefSeq and is a predicted model, not a curated record.